CUCGACUCUCUCAUCUUGACUGCAAAUCUCUCCAACAUGUCCAUCAAGAACGUCAUCAUCAUCGGCGCGGGCGGCAACCUCGGCCCCUCCAUCUUGGAUGCCUUCCUCAAGACGCCGGCCUUUAACACAACUGUCCUUUCUCGUGAAGGCUCCAGCUCGACAUUUCCAUCUGGCGUCAAAGUGAUCCGCGCAAACUACGACUCGGCCAAAAGCCUCAAGGCGGCAUUCCAGGGACAAGAUGCUGUGAUUUCACUUGUCGGCGGCACGGCCCUCGGAGACCAGAACAAGUUGAUUGAUGCGGCCAUUGCAGCAGGCGUGAAGCGCUUCCUCCCUUCAGAGUACGGAAGCGACACAACCAACAAGCGAACUCGUGAAAUUGUGCCCGUAUUUGAGGCCAAGCACGGCACCGUCAACUACCUGAAGAGCAAGGAGGGUGAGAUUAGCUGGACGAGCAUAGCCACGGGACCAUUUUUCGACUGGGGCCUGAAAGUUGGCUUCCUGGGCUUCGACCAAGCUUCCAAGACAGCGACUCUGUAUGAUGGAGGCGAGGCGACCUUCUCUGCCAGCAACCUCAGCCAGAUUGGCGCUGCCACGGUCAAGGCGCUCGAGCAUGCGGACCUGACCAAGAACCAGUUCAUCUACAUCAGCGGGUUCCAGACGACACAAAAGGACAUCCUGGCAGCAGCAGAGAAGGUGACUGGUGCCAAAUGGACGGUGAAGAAUGUCAGUGUAAAGGAGCACAUAGCAGAAGGGACUGCCAAGCUCCAAAAGGGAGACUACUCUGGCAUUCCAGCCUUGAUCCAGGGGGCCAUGUUCAGCAAGGACGAGCCGCUGGGCGACUUCUCGUCGUUGGGUCUCUGGAACGACAAGCUUGGCGUUCCCAAGGAGGAUUUUGAGGAGACGGUUCGGGCCAGUCUUGGGUAGUGGGCCAGGGUGUAGUGUAGACUGCUCGUAGCAUAGUACGCCAAUGUAUCCGAAAGCGGUUC
Messenger RNA from Exserohilum turcica Et28A, 986 nucleotides. RefSeq lists its product as uncharacterized. NCBI's taxonomy places the organism in Eukaryota, Fungi, Ascomycota, Dothideomycetes, Pleosporales, Pleosporaceae. The transcript is spliced from 2 exons. Bases 37 to 924 code for a protein of 295 amino acids. Gene Ontology annotation, molecular function: oxidoreductase activity. The record is from RefSeq and is a predicted model, not a curated record.